Molecule: messenger RNA, 928 nt
Organism: Glycine soja
Lineage: Eukaryota; Viridiplantae; Streptophyta; Magnoliopsida; Fabales; Fabaceae
Product: probable inactive dual specificity protein phosphatase-like At4g18593
Exons: 4
Coding region: 308-736 (142 amino acids)
Biological process (GO): protein dephosphorylation
Molecular function (GO): protein tyrosine/serine/threonine phosphatase activity
Source: RefSeq, a predicted model, not a curated record
UUAUACCACACAGUGGAACAAACAACAUACUCGCUCUCGUUUUAGCCUUGGGUCUUUCUUCUCUUCUCAUCGUAGACACUCAUUUUUCCUUCCCUCAUCACUCAAGCACUCCCACUCUCACCUAUUCACUCACCUCAACAACAUUGAAACGAAACAGAAUAAUAAAAAGGAAAAAAAAAAGGAGGAGAAAGAUCAGAGGAAUCAGAAACCAGAGCUAUCAGGAUCUGCCUCUUUCCUCAGAUGAAAGCUUUCAUUGAUGAGCGCUUAGCAGUUUAAGUUCAUUUCCUUGCAUGCGCAUGCUCAGACAAUGGAUAUAGAUGUUUUAUCUUCAUUGUUCACUUGUGUGUUUAGAGCUGGUGGUAGCUCUCAGACGGAAACAACAACCAAACCUCAACUUAUAUACCGGUGUAAGAAAUGCAGAAGAAUUGUUGCUUCAGAGGAAAACAUAGUUUCCCACGAGCGCGGGAAAGGAGAAUCAAGCUUCAAGUGGAAAAAGAGAAGCAGUGAAUCCUGGGAAAUGGAAAAGCAAUCAGUUGAUUGCACCUCAGUAUUUGUUGAGCCCAUGAAAUGGAUGCAAGCAGUACAAGAAGGUCAUGUGGAGGAGAAACUUCUCUGUAUGGGUUGUAAUGCUCGUUUGGGUUACUUCAACUGGGCCGGUAUGCAGUGCAGCUGUGGAGCCUGGGUUAACCCUGCAUUUCAGCUGCAUAAAAGCAAAUUAGAUGAGUGCAAUAUGUAAACCAAUCACCUUGCAGAUAUCCUAGAAGACCAGAUCAAGAAAAAUUAUAGGUUAUCCUUUUUGUGAACAAAAGACGUAUGGCAGCUUAGCUUGGAAGAUUGCAUUGUACCACUUCAUGCUAGUUUUUGAAUGAAACAUACAGUAAAUGGUUCUUAUCUUACUAAUCUGCAAUAUAAGUUGCUACUACAUAUA